Oncorhynchus gorbuscha (pink salmon) is the source of this 1465-nucleotide messenger RNA. RefSeq names its product cellular retinoic acid binding protein 2, a (gene crabp2a). The record is from RefSeq and is a predicted model, not a curated record. Gene Ontology annotation, molecular function: fatty acid binding. Gene Ontology annotation, cellular component: nucleus; cytosol. NCBI's taxonomy places the organism in Eukaryota, Metazoa, Chordata, Actinopteri, Salmoniformes, Salmonidae. The transcript is spliced from 4 exons. Gene Ontology annotation, biological process: fatty acid transport. Bases 313 to 741 code for a protein of 142 amino acids.
UAGUUUUCCAUUCCAUCCAUUCAUAGCGCAACCGCUCAUAACGUGCACUGACGCAUAGGCGAGAUAGGGAUCAGCGAGAGAGAGACAGAGAGAGGGUUGGAUUAGGGCACUGACAGCCACCUCAGUCAAACAGUUGAGAGACACACGGUCACAACCUGCUGAGGGGGCAAAACUAGCGGGACCGGAAAGUCUAAAUCCAAUCCAGAUCACUUCUUAGCGGGUUAGGGAGAGAAGACCACCGACCAUAUCGAGACCCUGCACUGAUUGAAAAGAGGGCAGAGUUGGAGAGUAAAACAAUCCGUUUAGAAAAAGAUGGAGCGCAAAAUCCCUGACUUCGCUGGUACCUGGAAGAUGAAGAACUCAGAGAACUUCGAGGAGCUUCUCAAAGCGCUGGGUGUGAACGUGAUGCUGCGUAAGAUAGCGGUGGCAGCAGCCUCCAAGCCGUCGGUGGAGAUCACCCAGGAGGGAGAGACUCUGUCCAUACGAACCUUCACCUCCGUCAGAACCACCCACGUCACCUUCACCGUGGGAGAGUCCUUCAACGAGGCCACGGUCGACGGACGCCCCUGCACGAGUCUUCCAAAGUGGGAGACAGACAGUAAGAUCAGCUGUGAGCAGACUCUGCAGAAAGGGGAGGGACCUAAGACCGCCUGGACCCGAGAGAUAACCAAUGACGGCGAGCUCAUCCUGACCAUGAGUGCGGACGAUGUGGUGUGCACCAGAGUCUACGUACGAGAGUGAAAGAGAAGACACCUCUUCAUCCUUCCAUCUCUCUCACCACUCACUCACUCCACAACCCCCCAGCCAGACUGGGCAGGGCGAAAUCAGCUUGUAGAAUCUAGUUUAACUCCAGUAUAUCUGUCACAAAUCCAUGGGAUUGAACCCAGUCUAGUUGACCUAUAUCUAUUAAAGUCAGUCUUGCCAAUGUUCUGUCCACUUACUCAGUGAGGUCGUAAACCUGAAAUUGUGUCUUUUUCUGAGUCUUUGUACGUGCAAGGUUGUUGAUCCAUGUGUGUGUGUGUGUGUGUGUGUGUGUGUGUGUGUGUGUGUGUGUGUGUGUGUGUGUGUGUGUGUGUGUGUGUGUGUGUGUGUGUGUGUGUGUGUGUGUGUGUGUGUGUGUGUGUGUGUGUGUGUGUGUGUGUGUGUGUGUGUGUGUGUGUGUGUGUGUGUGUGUGUGUGUGUGUGUACGUGCUAGUCAGGGGAGUAGGUCUAAGUGUGUGUAUCAGUGUCUGACUAUAUUUGUGUAAACCUAUGAGCUCUUCCAGUUAUAAGGUCAGUUACUUUGUGUCUGUUCUCUCUCUCCUUCUCUCUUCCCUCUUAUCUCUAAGUCGAUAAAGUUGUAUAUUUAUGACACUAGAUCUGAUACCGUGUUGCUAUGGUUUUUACUUUGUCUCUUUUAUAUAAAAUCUGAUCAUAGGAAAUGAUGCUUUCUAUGGGAAGACAAUAAAACACCAUGUUGACUCCA